This is a messenger RNA of Onychostoma macrolepis, 2901 nucleotides long. RefSeq names its product kynureninase (gene kynu). The record is from RefSeq and is a predicted model, not a curated record. The transcript is spliced from 13 exons. Gene Ontology annotation, biological process: NAD+ biosynthetic process. Lineage: Eukaryota; Metazoa; Chordata; Actinopteri; Cypriniformes; Cyprinidae. Gene Ontology annotation, cellular component: cytoplasm. The coding region runs from base 80 to 1465 and encodes 461 amino acids. Gene Ontology annotation, molecular function: kynureninase activity; pyridoxal phosphate binding.
GUGCAGAGUUAAAGAGUCUGGGCCUCUGCUAGAGAUUCUUGCAGGUCUGUGAAGCUCGGUUGCUCUGAGUCUGGUGUUGAUGAUGGAGAGCGUGGAGCAGACGAUCACGAGGGUCUCUCAGGAGCUCGGCUGCAGCCCCACGUCUUGCUGCGUGGCAGAACAUCUGGACCGACACGACGAGCUGCGGCUCCUUCGCCAGGAGUUCCUCAUCCCCAAAAUAUCUGACCUGUCUCCGUUGGAUUCGUCACUUGUGGACGGUUCUGAAGAUUGUGUUUAUUUAGCUGGGAAUUCACUGGGUCUCCAGCCAAAAAACACCAAAAAAUACAUCGAUGAGGAGCUGGAGAAAUGGGCCAAAAUCGGUGUGCAUGGCCAUUUGAAGGGGUCGCGACCUUGGGCCUGGGCUGAGGAGACCUUGGAGGAGCUGAUGGCAAAGAUCGUUGGCGCUAAACCUGAGGAAGUGGCUCUGAUGAAUGGAUUGACAGUCAAUUUGCAUCUUCUGAUGCUUUCCUUCUACAAACCGACUCCAAAACGCUAUAAGAUCCUUCUAGAAGAUAGGGCCUUUCCAUCAGAUCACUACGCCAUUGAAUCUCAGAUCCGGCUGAGAGGACUGGACGUGACCGACAGCAUGCUGAUCAUUAAACCCAGACAGGGUGAAGAAACCAUCAGGACGGAGGAUAUGGUGUCGGUCAUCGAGCGGGAGGGCGACGCCAUCGCUCUGGUCAUGCUCAGCGGAGUUCAGUAUUACACCGGUCAGCUGUUCGACAUGGAGGCCAUUACUAGAGCCGGACACACCAAGGGGUGUUUGGUAGGGUUUGAUUGUGCACAUGCCGUAGGAAACGCAGAACUGCGACUUCAUGACUGGAAUGUGGAUUUUGCAUGCUGGUGCUCUUAUAAGUAUGUGAACUCAGGGGCCGGUGGUCUGGCUGGAGCUUAUAUACAUGAGAAACACACUCACAGCGUCAAACCCACUCUGACGGGCUGGUGGGGACACAACCUGAAGACCAGAUUCCUCAUGAACAACGAAUUGGAGCUUCAGCCUGGUGUUAAUGGUUUCCGUCUGUCCAAUCAGCCCAUCUUACUGGUGUGUCCACUACAGGCCAGUCUAGAGAUUUUUAACCGGACGAGUAUGAAGGAUCUGAGGAGGAAGUCGGUGCUGCUAACAGGGUAUCUGGAGUAUCUGAUCAAACAUUACUACAGCAAAGACCCAUCAGACCCCAACAAACCCUGGGUUCACAUCAUCACGCCCUCUGACCCCGAGCAGAGAGGCUGUCAGCUGUCUCUGUGCUUCUCUUGUCCAAUCAGAGCCGUGUUUCAGGAGCUGGAGAAGAGAGGAGUCGCCUGUGACAUGCGAGAGCCCAACGUGCUGCGUGUCGCUCCGGUGCCGCUCUACAACUCCUUCACUGAUGUUCACCGCUUUAUCACUGCUCUGGGAUCAGCGCUGAGCGCCAGCGGAGCCCAACACUGACGACCUGCGCGUUCUGCUGGUGCCACAUGAAGUCUGAAGUGUUUUUAUUGGCUGCUGUUGCUCUGUGAUUCUGCUCGUUAACACGACGAGCGCAUCAGUGUCCAUUACAGACUAAUCAAGUUUAUAUGCAGUUGUUUGCAAAAUAGCUAAUAAAUGUUUUUCUUCACAUCAGCUGAGGGACUUCAAAGGAUUGUGUGCCAAAAAUCUGAAUUACUGUUAUUUCAUAACAAGAGUUUGUUUGGACCAGUUAAAAAGUAGACUUAACAUACAUACUGAAAUGAGUCUUUUUUUCAUCAUAUAAUUCUGUUCAUAAAAAAACAGAAAAAAAACAAACAAAAAAAUUAAAAGGAAAAAUAUAAAACUAAAAACUAAUUCAAUUAUUACUAAAAUUCCGUCUGAUAAAGAUAAGCUAAUAAUUACUUUUGUGUUAUGGCCGGUAAAGUAUGACAAAUAUAUAUUAAUUUUGAAUUUUCCAAUGUGUUAAAUAUUAAAUUAGUAUUUUUUUAAAUUUCCUUUUUUUUAUGUUGACAUAGUGGACUGAUAUCUGGUUCAAAAGCAGUAGGUUCAGUGCAGUAAAACUAUGAAACUUAGUUUUAAACUUUCAGCAAAGCGUCUUUUGACAUGAGAACCGUGAAACAGUCAUUCGUACUUUACACUGGAGUGAGUUAUUCAUUAGUAAACCGUAAAACGAGUCCCUCUUGGGAAAACGUGUCCUGUUUGUUGAGGGACGUUUGUCCUUCAGAGUGUUUAGAAGAUUCAUUAAACCUGAGAGUCUGAGAUGAUUUGAACACUUUAUCUGAGUCUCUUUUCACUCUCUGAAUGAAUCCUGAUGAACUUUAAUUCGUUACUCAGCCUGCUGCUCUGCUCUUCUCAGGAGAUCUUCCACAAAGACUUAAGAAGAGAAACUCGUCAAACUGAGGAUGGUUUCUGUGAUGCAAUGCUAGUAUUUGUUUAGCAUGUGUGUGAAGAUCAUUUACUGUGUUUUACACACAACUGUCUCUGCAAAUGUUUGCUGAACAGGUUUUAUUGUCUUGUAAUGCAGGAACUUUGACUCAUUGAUGCAUUUUAUUUGCUGAAGUCCAUUAAUCGUGUCUGUCUCUCCGGAUGCUGCCGAGUUUGCAUGAUGACAUUCAUCUGCAUUUAGUCAUAACUGCACUUCAGCAUGAGCUGCAAGUCUGAUUUCACAUUGAAUCUGCUGCACUCUUUACAACUUUCCAAAAUUAACUGAAACACAAGUACAUUUGUGAUGCAUGUUUUUACAAUUUUCAAUUCAGUCGCACAAUUUAUUUGCAUCAUAACUAGUGUUGCAAUUACUUUCGACCUCACGGCAUGAUGAAAUAUUGUACAACAACUGUCAGAGACAAUACAGAUCAAUCAUGUUCACAAAUACUGAAAAAUACUAUGCAGCCAAAAUAUUUAUUGUCCAAAUAUUUAUA